Molecule: messenger RNA, 3430 nt
Organism: Phoenix dactylifera (date palm)
Lineage: Eukaryota; Viridiplantae; Streptophyta; Magnoliopsida; Arecales; Arecaceae
Product: protein RRP6-like 2
Biological process (GO): TRAMP-dependent tRNA surveillance pathway; nuclear polyadenylation-dependent CUT catabolic process; poly(A)-dependent snoRNA 3'-end processing
Cellular component (GO): nucleolus; nuclear exosome (RNase complex)
Molecular function (GO): nucleotide binding; 3'-5'-RNA exonuclease activity; single-stranded RNA binding
Source: RefSeq, a predicted model, not a curated record
AAACCAUCCAAGGCAACACUUUCUCCCACCGCUUGAAAGGAAACCUCUCUCCGAGCUCUUCUCGCCCAUAGCGGACUCAAAACCCUAACCCUAAACUCCCCAAGAAACCCAAGAAUAAGAAAAGAGGAGGAAAGCCCUAGCUCUCCAAAAUCCUCUCUUUUCUUCUCGUGUCGCUCCAUUUCCAGGUUCUGAAAUCCCUUCUCCAACCCUGGAAACUGGAGCCGAGGAGAACCGCCCGCCCCUCCUAUCGAUGGAAGAGGACUCCGCUCCCCCGGAAUCGUCUCGGAAGCACAAGGCGGACGCCCUCCAGGCUCUCGUCUCCGGUCCCCUCGCCGCCGCCGCCGGCCGCCUCGCCGGCCGCUCCCGCGGCAUUCCCUCUGGCAAGGACUUCCACUUUUACAACAACUUCGACGAGUUCAAGGCCCCGGCCAGGGAGAUCGCGGCCAAAUCCGAGUCCUCCCUGAAGGGCGUUGCCGCCUCGGGUCCUCUCUGGGGGAGCAAGAAGCCGCCACCAUUCCCCGACGAUCUUGACGACGCCUUCGACUCGCUCGUCAACCUGAACGACGAGUUUCUUGAGCGGUUCGGCAUCUCGAUGGAUGAAUUCAAGAGCUUGAGGGAGAAGGAGGAGGAGAAGGGCAGGAAGAUUAGCUCAAUGGACUUGGACGGUGGGUUUCAGAUGGUUUAUGGGAAGAAGAAAAAGGGGAGCAAGCAGGAAUCGGAGAAAGAUGUUGAGGAUCUGGCUUUGAGGUCGGCGGCCGGGGUUAAGGCAGUGUCGAGAGACAAGAAGACUACAGCACCGCGCUCGAGGGUGCCUUUUCAUAUACCGUCCAUUCCCAGGCCGCAAGCUAAGUACAAUAUCCUGGUAAACAACAAAAAUCAGCCAUUUGAGCAUGUUUGGUUGGAGAAGAGCGAGGAUGGGAGUCGGCUCAUCCAUCCACUGGAGAAGCUGUCCGUGUUGGACUUUCUUGAUAGAAAUGUUGGGGAAGGUGAGCCAGUUAAACCCCUCCCUGUAGAGGGUACCCCAUUUAAGCUUGUGGAGGGGGUGAACGAGUUAAAGGAACUAGCUGCCAAGUUGUGGGAUUUAAAUGAAUUUGCGGUUGAUUUGGAGCACAACCAGUAUAGGUCAUUUCAAGGACUGACUUGCUUGAUGCAAAUUUCUACAAGAACGGAGGAUUUUAUAAUAGACACCUUGAAAUUGCGCAUUCAUGUUGGUCCAUACCUAAAAGAAAUCUUCAAAGACCCCUCAAAGAGAAAGGUCAUGCAUGGGGCAGACCGUGACAUAUUAUGGCUUCAACGGGACUUUGGCAUAUACUUGUGCAACCUCUUUGAUACAGGGCAGGCAUCAAGAAUUUUGCGGUUGGAGAGAAAUAGUCUGGAGUAUCUCCUGCAUUACUUUUGUGGAGUUAAUGCAAAUAAAGAAUAUCAGAAUGCAGAUUGGAGAUUGCGCCCACUUCCUGAUGAAAUGCUCAAGUAUGCCAGAGAAGACACACACUAUCUCCUGCAUAUAUAUGAUUUAAUGAAAAGUAGGUUGAUAUCAGCAUCUACAAAUGAAAAUGAUCUUCUUUUAGAGGUCUACAAACGUAGCAGUGAAAUUUGCAUGCAGCUUUAUGAAAAAGAACUCUUGACCGGCACAUCAUAUCUCCAUAUAUACGGGUUACAGGAAGCUGAUUUCAACUCGAAGCAACUUGCUGUCGCUGCUGGGCUAUUUCAAUGGAGAGAUAGUAUUGCCCGUGCAGAGGAUGAGAGCACUGGCUACAUAUUGCCAAACAAAACUCUACUUGAGAUUGCAAGGCAGAUGCCCGUCACUUCUGUAAAAGUACGCCGCUUGGUGAAAUCAAAGCACCCAUUUGUCGAGCGCUAUAUUGACACUGUUAUAAGCAUUAUUAGGAGUUCAAUUGCAAAUGCUGCUGCUUUUGAGAGAAUUGCUGUGCAGCUGAAGAAAGGGCGACUGGAAGCUUCGCCCGUGCAAGAUAUGGAAGCAGUCAGCUACAAUUCUGACUUGGUCACCACCGUUGGUCAAGAUGAUCAUACUGUUGGUACUAGGAACAUCGAUACCACUAAGAGUGCUGAAUUGGCUGCAGGUUCCACAGCUACUGUAGAUGAUUGUGCCAAACUUGCAGAUUCCGGACUUUUCAGUAGACCCAUUUCUGCGGUGAGCAAAUGUCAUCAAGAGGAAAAAUCAGAUAUUAUGUCAUUGUCAGAAGUUGGGUGUUCACUCAAGCUAUCUGACACAGCUGGAACAAUGCAGAAGAUGGAUAAUGGAAGCACCGAGCAUUUACAACGUGCUAGGAAAGCUAGCAUUGCUUCAGUCCAAAUAUUGAAAAAGCCAACUUGCGGUUUUGGAGCGCUGUUAGGAAAUUCAUCUUCCAGGAGAAAGUUUAAUGCUGAUAAAGGAGGGAAUGCUGAACAGGUCAAGAAUGAGAACAAAGUAGAGCAGAUAAAAUCGACAGUAGCCCUUCCAUUCCAUUAUUUUGCAGGUGGAGAAAAACUUUCUGAGGCGAGUCCUGAGGUGAACCUCAACCAUCGACAGGUGGAGAAUCAGCAGCAGUGUACUGGCUAUAUCACCGAGACGAUGAAAUUGGAAGAAGUCAUACCAUUGGAGAAUGAGCCAGACAAUUCACUGUCUGCUGCAGAUAGCCCGAAGGCUGAUGAUAGUGGGAAGCACUGGGAAUGGUUCCCUCCUCUCCAAGAAAAUGGCAGCGGUGGAGGUUUUCAACCAGAAUCUGAUAAUACGGAAGGGCUGGCAUCGCCCUUGGAUCUUUCGUCCGGUUUUGAGAAAUGCUUUCAGUCAAUCAAUGACAGGAGAAGCUCUCAUCAGGACCAUAGGCCAUCUCCAGAGCCGGAUGUUAACCAUCAGUUGAAGCCAUUCAACUAUGCUGCUGCUAGGAAAAAUAUGAAGGUUGGAGAGGUCGGAGAAAAGGAUAGAGCUGAAAGUGAUGAUCGGCUUCCAACUUUACCAGAUUCAGGUGAGCUGCGUAAAGGCUCGAUGUUUGGUCAGUCUCGAGGUGAAGAAGUGAAGGGCCUUCAGCAUCCUCGGCGGCGCCAGGCUUUUCCACCUUCAGGCAACAGAAGCACAACAUAUCACUAGCACACUGCCAAUGUCUGUACUCAUGUAUGUUAAAAGUGCCUAUUUCAAGCAAAAGAAAAAAAGGUGCUACUUCUAAUAGUUUGCAAAAGAAAAAAACAAAAGAAUUAAGAUGGUAUCGGCGGCAUCGCUUCCCAACAUUUUUCUUGCAACGAGUGCACUUUUGUAAAUCAGAAGUUUUAUGUGGUGCAGGUGCAACGGCAGUGUAUUGCCAAUAGCCAGUAGUUAUGCACUGUAGAACCUUGCAUUGUGAAACAGCUUUGUUGCUGCCUCUGAUUUUGUUGUUAUCAUCGGACUAAUCUAAGGAUGUUUUUCAUUAACUGGAUCAUGAGAGUUUAGUUUUUU